Messenger RNA from Paralichthys olivaceus (Japanese flounder), 2353 nucleotides. RefSeq names its product histamine H3 receptor. Gene Ontology annotation, molecular function: G protein-coupled serotonin receptor activity; G protein-coupled acetylcholine receptor activity; histamine receptor activity. The record is from RefSeq and is a predicted model, not a curated record. Gene Ontology annotation, biological process: chemical synaptic transmission; G protein-coupled receptor signaling pathway, coupled to cyclic nucleotide second messenger; adenylate cyclase-inhibiting G protein-coupled acetylcholine receptor signaling pathway. Lineage: Eukaryota; Metazoa; Chordata; Actinopteri; Pleuronectiformes; Paralichthyidae. Gene Ontology annotation, cellular component: dendrite; synapse; plasma membrane.
UUGAACUCCAGCUCGUGUCUCUGCAUCUCUUAUUAAUGGACUGAAAAUGGACAUUUGGAUAAAAGUGUCUUUAUUGAACCACAGCUCCUCGCUCAUGUGUGACUCUCUGGUAAAGUGGAGCGCACGGGCUGGACUCGGACUUGUCACUUGUGCGUGAGAUGAAAAAGCUCUUCGAGGGUUUUCACGUUAAAUUCACAAUGAGCGCGCACAUCCCGGAGUCCAACUCCAGCGGCAACUUGACUCCCGCGGUGACCGGGGCUGGCGCCGCGUUCCAGGGCUACAAGGUGAUCAUCCUGUCGGUGCUCAUGGUGGCGCUGGUCGUGGUGGUGGUGGCCGGGAACGCGCUGGUCAUCACGGCUUUCAUCGUGGACAAAACCCUGAGGACUCAGAGCAACUACUUCUUUCUGAACCUCGCCAUAUCUGAUUUUCUCGUGGGUGCCUUCUGUAUCCCGGUGUACAUCCCGUACAGCCUGAUGGGUCGAUGGAUGCUGGGUAAGGGUCUCUGCAAGGUGUGGCUCAUCAUGGACUACCUGCUCUGCGCUGCAUCAGUCUUCAACAUUGUCCUCAUUAGUUAUGACCGCUUCCUGUCAGUCACAAGAGCUGUUAAAUACAGAGCACAAAGAAACAUGACCCGCCAGGCUGUGUUCAAGAUGGUGGCGGUGUGGGUGUUGGCCUUCAUCCUCUACGGCCCUUCCAUCAUCUUCUGGGAGGCAAUCUCCGGAAAGACCAUGGUCCAGCCCCACGAGUGCGAGGCAGAGUUUUAUCACAAUUGGUACUUUCUGCUCUGCGCUUCGACCUUCGAGUUCUUUACCCCAUUCGUGUCGGUGGCCUUUUUCAACCUCAGCAUUUACCUAAACAUCCAUCGCAGGAACAAGAGCGGAAGCGCCUGUGCCGGGGACGACGUCAAGACUCAGAAGAACAAUAAGAAGUCCAGCGACGGUGGAGCCUGGACUGUGUUUUUUGUCAAAACUCGAAAGGUGUCAUCCAGCGAGCCCACUGCUAUCUCUGCAGUUAUCGAGGAUGAUGACAUCCUUUCCAGUGGGGAUCCAAAUACCAGUCAGAUAUUCACGCAGAGGGAGAAGUGCUCUCCGAACAGAAAAAACUCCAGGCUGUUUCAGCACACAGCCUCCUGCAUGGCGCCCGGUCGUAGGACACAGGGAUCUCGCCUUUCCAGAGACAAAAAGAUUGCCAAAUCUUUGGCCAUUAUCGUCUGUAUAUUUGGGAUUUGCUGGGCUCCUUAUACUCUACUAAUGAUUAUCCGUGCUGCUUGUAGUGGCAAUUGUGUGGCAAAACACUGGUAUGAGAUAACAUUCUGGCUUCUUUGGUUGAACUCUGCCAUCAACCCGUUCUUGUACCCUCUGUGCCACAGCAGCUUUCGAAGGGCUUUCUCAAAGAUACUGUGUCCUAAGAGACAAUCAGUGCAGCCUCAGAUUGAGACUCAGUCUUGUUAGACAAACUCCACUACACUUCCAUGCUUAAUGAAUGCAGUAACUGUUGUUGGUCCAACACUGUAAAAACCCAUGUACUGUUCUUCCGUCAGAAAAGAUUAAGACAAAUGUUUACAUUAAAGUGAGGAUUGUCAGAGUAUAUUUGAUAGCAAUAUAACAAGACGUAGUGUGAGAAUGAAAAACGGCCGAUAUGAUUUUCUUAAUGAAAGGGUAAAGCAGUGGUCUAUGUCUCACCUUUAAAAGUGAAAUUGUCCUUGAUUAAAGUGCCUCAAUGAUCUGAUGUGAGAUUUUCAUCUUUAACCUUGCCAGACAAUCUCUGCAAACAGGACUCAAAAGAACGUUAUGGUAAGGCUUUCUCCCCACUGAGCUCUUUAUGUGCUGAAGACAUUAAAUUAUACAGCCGGGCAGAGAGUGAUUACCAUAAUUUAGUCAGAGAUGUUAUACAAAAACUCGAGCAUACCAGGUUCUUAAAUUGCAGUGUGUCGGAAUUCAAGAAUUCAAACAAAGGGAGACAACAGUGCAAACAUCUAGUUUUUCACAGGGCUGCUGUUGCAAGAAAAGAUUUGUAUGCACGGCAAUUCAUUUGAAAAUGAGGGCCCUUUGCCUGUAGUUUGCAAUUUCAAGUUUUUCAUCAUGCAGCAAUAGAACUUGGUACAUUGACAAAUGUGGAGUCCUUGAAGCUGCUGAACAGAAGCAGUUAAACUGCAUUAGUUCACUGAAUACUGAGUGUACUUUUUACCACAGUGAUGUUUUCUAUCAUUUUAUCUGAAAAGCAAGUGAGUGGCAGGGUGAAUCAGCUAUUUUCUGCCAAUACUGUAUCUGGACUUAAUUUCUUGUUGAUGUUCAAGAUGUACAGCACUACAACAUGAGGAAAGCAUUAAAACUUUUGUACAAUAAUGUCUGUG